Molecule: messenger RNA, 2181 nt
Organism: Cyphellophora europaea CBS 101466
Lineage: Eukaryota; Fungi; Ascomycota; Eurotiomycetes; Chaetothyriales; Cyphellophoraceae
Exons: 1
Coding region: 1-2181 (726 amino acids)
Source: RefSeq, a predicted model, not a curated record
AUGCAUCUCCUUACCCUAUUGAGUCUAUCGGCUGUUGCCUUAGGAGCAGCCCUGCCCAGACAAGCCACCAGUGCUGAGCCUUGUGCAGACCUGGUCAGCUUGUACAAUGCCUCUGCGCAGCCAGGAGACUCAGCACAACUUCUCGACAGUCAGAUAGCGCAGGACUGCCUUUCGUCGAUCCCUUUCUACUCCGAUCUCGCCACAAAGUUCAUGGCAGAGUUCCGCAAGCAUGUUGCCUUCCAGUCAACCCUUGAGAUCUUGGCCAAUCCGCCAGAUACUUACGAGUCGAAAGCGGUCGACAUACUAAGAGGGUUGGAUGAAAUCGAUGCCAAGGUCGAAACUGGACACUACUCUAGCCACUACGAGUUCGAGACUGAGGUCGCAUUGCUCAUUAGCUCCGCCAACGAUGGCCACUUCUCGGUCCGCUUAUGCACGACGGGCCUUUUCUCCUUCUCUUUGGGAGAGUACGGGCUCGUAUCAGUGUCAACUACCGGUAUCGAUUUGCCGCAGCUCUAUGUGCUACUCAACGGAAUGCUCGUUGGAGGCACUGACGAAGCUACACCGAUCACUUCAAUCAACGGCCAAAACGCCACAAACUAUAUCACCCAAAUUGCAGAAUACCAAGGCUUUCAAGAUCUGGACGUCCGCUACAAUUCCCUGUUCUUGUCGUAUGCAGCUGGCGGUAGUGGGAGCACAACACCAUCUCUGGGAUCAUUCUCCUUCAAUUCAGGCCUCUGGCCGGGCUCAAACGUCACUGUCAUCGACUUUGAAGACGGAUCGACACUGCAGAUUCCAACGAUCGUUUCUGUAAGCUUUGCCAGUUCUGAAGGCAUCAAAGAUGGCCAAUCGCUGUUCCAAAGCACUUGCAUCCCUAGCCCAACCUCUGAGGAACCUUCCUCCACCACAUCACCUGUGGAGCCUGAGGUCACGACCGAGGUGUCGCCAGAGACAGAGCCAGAACCCUCCGCAGAGCCUUCGGCGGAGCCCUCGACCCUUCCCUCAUUCACAUCUGGGCCUCUUGGCUAUCCCGAAAGCAUCGUGCGAGACGGGUACAACCAGGUCAACGGCUUCUACUUGGACAACGACACGGCAGUGAUGUUCAUUCCCACCUUUGAGACCGAUAAUGCGCCUGCGAAUGACUCGUUAAAUGUAGCCGAGAUCGCCGCUGGCUUUAUCUAUACCGCACGCAACUCAGGCCACAGCAGGCUCAUCAUUGACCUCACCGGCAACGGUGGAGGGGACAUCACCCGAGCGUUUACCCUCUUCAGCAUUUUCUUCCCCGCUGAAAUCGCGUACUCGGCCACUCGAUUCCGCCGCCACCCUGCCUCCGAACUCGUCUCCAAAGUCUUAGGAACCCUCAACGAAACCGAAGCUGCCAAAGAAGUUGACUUUGUCUACCAAUAUGCCGUCACACCAGACCAGCACUCGGGCUUUCCGACACUCGCCUCCUAUCUCACCACUAUCACCGAGCACGGUGUACCCGUUAGCGCCCUCCACGCCAACUUCAAUAACAGUGCAUACUCCAGUGAAGAAUCCCCAAUCUACGGCUACGGGCCCUUCCCCAUCACCAACAAGACCGCCCCAUACGCACCAGAAGACAUCCUCAUUAUCACCGAUGGCUACUGCUCCUCAACCUGCACUACCUUUGUAAACCUGAUGAGCAAUGUCGGCCAAGUCCCCACCCUAGCCUUCGGCGGCCGUCCACUCAACGCGCCCAUGCAGAUCAUGGGCGGUGUCCGCGGCGGCCAAGCCAUGCAAGCCGACGGCGUCAGCUCCUUCUUCGCCGUAACGGCGCAGCAGCUGCAGGUGGACCCCAGCAUUCUGAGCGCCGAGGAGCUGCAGCUCGCCAACGACACGGCGCCGCUGCCCCUCGCUGCCUUUCCCGUUGUCGUCACUUCCCUCGGUGUGAAUUUGCGUAAUGCGUAUCAGGAGGGUGACGAUGAUCUGCCGCUGCAGUUCCAGUACCAGGCUGCGGACUGCCGGCUGUUCUACACACUGGAGAACUACCUGCAGCCGUCGACGGUGUGGCAGGCUGCGAAGGAUGCAGUUUGGGGUGGCGGUGGGUGCGUGCCAGGCAGCACGGGUGGGAAGGGGAGCUUGGCAGACCGGGCUGGGAAUGGGACUGCUGGCCGUGGGUGGAGUGGCUGGAGGGAGAAAUCAUCCGUCUAUGGAAGGCCGUGA